This is a messenger RNA of Leptonychotes weddellii (Weddell seal), 377 nucleotides long. NCBI's taxonomy places the organism in Eukaryota, Metazoa, Chordata, Mammalia, Carnivora, Phocidae. The record is from RefSeq and is a predicted model, not a curated record.
CUCCUCCUUUCUUGGCGCCUGCUGUGAGUGUUUCGGGCCCUAAACGGGGCACUGAGGGGUUAUCCGGGGUGCCGCCCUCGCGCUCCCCUGCGCCCCCCGUAGCCAUGCCUCGCAAAAUCGAGGAAAUCAAGGACUUUCUGCUCACGGCCAGGCGAAAGGACGCCAAAUCCGUCAAGAUCAAGAAAAAUAAGGAUAAUGUGAAGUUUAAAGUGCGGUGCAGCAGAUACCUUUACACCUUGGUCAUCACGGACAAGGAGAAGGCAGAGAAACUGAAGCAGUCCCUGCCCCCAGGUGAGCGAGCCUGGGGUCCUGGGGGGCAGGGACUGAAACGUGGAAGGCAGCUGUGUUGCCAUCUUUCUUGAGUUGUCCCCAGGUUU